GGCCUGAGAUCUUUUUGCCACUGUUGGUGUCGUGUUUCUUCGUCUUCGUUUCUCGCUUCGUCUCCUUUUUCGCUUGUAGGGUUCGACUCGACCAGAUCUAAGCACUAGCUUUUAGAUCCAUUCUCUCCCUUCCCGGGCCGCCGGAGUCUAGCGGAUCCCAGAUCCAGCUGCUAUGGCCGCAGCCAACGCACCCAUCGUGAUGCAGGAGGUCUUGACGCUUCCGAGCAUCGGGAUCAAUCCUCAAUUCAUCACGUUCACGCAUGUCACAAUGGAAUCGGAUAAGUACAUAUGCGUAAGGGAGACCUCUCCGCAGAAUAGUGUUGUAAUUGUUGACAUGAACAUGCCGAUGCAGCCUUUGAGGAGGCCGAUCACUGCAGACUCUGCUCUGAUGAAUCCCAACAGCAGGAUUCUUGCUCUCAAAGCUCAAAUCCCUGGAACCACUCAGGAUCACUUGCAGGUGUUCAACAUCGAGGCAAAGACUAAAAUCAAAUCUCAUCAGAUGCCUGAACAGGUUGUAUUUUGGAAGUGGAUCACCCCAAAGAUGCUGGGUCUGGUUACUCAAACUUCUGUCUAUCAUUGGUCAAUAGAAGGUGAAUCGGAGCCUGUUAAGAUGUUUGAUAGGGCAGCUAAUUUGACAAACAAUCAGAUAAUUAACUAUAGAUGUGAUCCAUCAGAGAAAUGGCUAGUUCUUAUUGGAAUUGCACCUGGUGCUCCAGAGAGACCACAGCUGGUGAAAGGAAAUAUGCAGCUCUUUUCUGUUGAUCAACAGCGUAGUCAGGCUCUUGAAGCACAUGCUGCGUCCUUUGCUUCAUUUAAGGUAGUUGGGAAUGAGAAUCCCUCCAUUCUAAUUUCUUUUGCCUCAAAGACUAGUAAUGCUGGACAAAUCACUUCAAAGUUGCAUGUCAUCGAACUUGGAGCCCAACCAGGAAAGCCAGGAUUUACAAAGAAACAAGCAGAUCUUUUCUUCCCACCAGAUUUUGCAGAUGAUUUCCCUGUAGCAAUGCAGAUAUCCCAAAAAUACAAUUUGACAUAUGUUAUUACAAAGCUUGGUUUAUUGUUUGUUUAUGAUCUGGAGACUGCAACUGCAGUUUACAGAAAUCGAAUCAGCCCAGAUCCAAUAUUUCUCACUGCAGAGGCUUCAAAUAUUGGUGGUUUUUAUGCAGUCAAUAGAAGGGGUCAGGUCCUACGUGCUACUGUAAAUGAAGCAACCAUUAUUCCAUUUAUCAGUGGCCAAUUGAACAAUUUGGAGCUUGCUGUUAACCUUGCAAAACGCGGAAACCUUCCUGGUGCAGAGAAUUUGGUUGUGCAAAGGUUUCAAGAACUAUUUUCCCAGACGAAAUACAAGGAAGCUGCUGAACUUGCUGCUGAAUCUCCACAAGGCAUUCUCCGAACUCCAGAGACUGUCGCGAAGUUUCAGAGUGUCCCUGUUCAACCUGGGCAGACACCGCCACUGUUGCAGUACUUUGGAACGUUGUUGACUAGAGGAAAACUUAAUGCCUUUGAAUCUUUGGAGUUGUCUCGUCUUGUUGUCAAUCAGAACAAAAAGAACCUUUUGGAGAAUUGGUUGGCUGAAGACAAGCUUGAGUGCAGUGAAGAACUUGGGGAUCUUGUCAAGACCGUGGACAAUGAUCUUGCACUGAAAAUUUAUAUAAAAGCAAGGGCCACACCAAAAGUUGUUGCUGCUUUUGCUGAAAAACGGGAAUUUGAUAAGAUACUUAUUUAUUCGAAGCAGGUUGGUUACACGCCAGAUUAUCUUUUCCUACUGCAGACAAUUCUCAGGACUGACCCUCAGGGUGCUGUAAAUUUUGCCCUUAUGAUGUCUCAAAUGGAGGGAGGUUGUCCAGUUGAUUACAAUACAAUCACAGAUCUUUUUCUUCAGAGAAAUCUGAUUCGAGAGGCAACAGCUUUCUUGCUAGAUGUAUUGAAGCCAAAUUUACCAGAGCAUGGUUUUCUUCAAACCAAGGUUUUAGAGAUUAACUUGGUGACAUAUCCAAACGUUGCUGAUGCUAUAUUGGCUAAUGGGAUGUUUAGCCACUAUGACAGACCUCGGAUUGCUCAACUUUGUGAAAAAGCAGGUUUAUAUAUCCGAGCACUUCAGCACUACUCAGAGUUACCUGAUAUCAGACGUGUCAUUGUGAACACUCAUGCCAUUGAGCCACAGCCACUUGUUGAGUUCUUUGGGACUUUAUCCAGAGAGUGGGCUCUAGAGUGCAUGAAGGACCUUUUACUGGUUAAUUUGAGAGGGAACCUUCAGAUAAUUGUUCAGACUGCCAAGGAGUACUCUGAACAAUUAGGUGCUGAUGCUUGCAUAAAGUUGUUUGAGCAAUUUAAGUCAUACGAAGGACUUUACUUUUUCUUGGGAUCUUAUUUGAGUUCCAGUGAGGAUCCUGAUAUACACUUCAAGUAUAUUGAGGCAGCAGCGAAAACUGGACAGUUAAAAGAGGUUGAGCGUGUGACAAGAGAAUCCAACUUCUAUGACCCUGAGAAAACCAAGAAUUUUCUGAUGGAAGCCAAGCUUCCAGAUGCAAGACCCUUGAUCAAUGUUUGUGAUCGUUUUGGUUUUGUUCCAGAUUUGACUCACUAUUUAUACACGAGCAACAUGCUUCGUUACAUUGAAGGUUAUGUUCAAAAAGUAAACCCAGGAAAUGCUCCUUUAGUUGUUGGGCAGCUGCUGGAUGAUGAAUGUCCUGAAGAUUUCAUCAAAGGCUUGAUUCUUUCUGUCCGUUCUCUCCUUCCUGUUGAACCUCUUGUGGCUGAGUGUGAGAAAAGGAAUCGUUUGCGGUUGCUCACACAAUUUCUGGAACAUCUUGUUAGUGAGGGAAGCCAGGAUGUUCAUGUCCAUAAUGCUUUGGGGAAAAUUAUUAUCGACAGCAACAACAACCCUGAGCAUUUUCUUACAACUAACCCAUACUAUGAUUCACGUGUUGUUGGUAAAUAUUGCGAAAAACGGGAUCCUACUCUUGCAGUUGUCGCGUACAGGCGAGGUCAAUGUGAUGAUGAACUGAUUGAUGUCACUAACAAAAACUCAUUGUUCAAACUUCAAGCCAGAUAUGUAGUCGAAAGGAUGGAUGCUGAUUUAUGGGAGAAAGUUCUUCAACCUGAAAAUGAAUAUAGAAGACAACUCAUUGAUCAAGUUGUUUCUACUGCAUUGCCUGAGAGCAAGAGUCCAGAGCAAGUUUCUUCAGCUGUUAAAGCUUUCAUGACUGCUGAUCUUCCACAUGAACUUAUUGAACUACUUGAGAAAAUUGUACUACAGAAUUCUGCCUUUAGUGGAAACUUCAAUUUGCAGAACCUGCUGAUUUUAACAGCUAUUAAAGCAGAUCCACCAAGGGUUAUGGAUUACAUUAAUAGGUUAGAUAAUUUUGAUGGCCCUGCAGUUGGAGAGGUGGCUGUUGAGGCACAACUUUAUGAGGAAGCCUUUGCCAUUUUCAAGAAAUUUAACUUAAAUGUUCAGGCUGUCAAUGUUCUUCUGGACAACAUCCAAAGCAUAGAUAGAGCUGUAGAGUUUGCCUUCCGAGUUGAGGAAGAUGCUGUAUGGAGCCAGGUUGCAAAAGCUCAAUUACGGGAAGGCUUAGUAAGUGAUGCUAUUGAGUCUUUCAUCCGUGCUGACGAUGAAACCCAGUUCCACGAUGUCAUUCAGGCUGCUCAAAAUGCCAAUGCUUAUCAUGAUCUUGUGAAGUACUUGUUGAUGGUUAGGCAAAAACUUAAAGAGCCAAAAGUGGACGGUGAACUUAUAUUUGCCUAUGCCAAGAUUGAUAGGCUGGGAGACAUUGAGGAAUUUAUUCUAAUGCCAAAUGUUGCUAACCUUCAAAAUGUUGGGGACCGACUGUUUGAUGAUGCUCUGUAUGAAGCUGCAAAGAUCAUAUUUGCUUUCAUUUCCAACUGGGCGAAGUUGGCUAGUACACUUGUUAAGCUGAAGCAGUUCCAGGGUGCUGUUGAUGCAGCUCGCAAAGCGAAUAGCUCCAAGACAUGGAAGGAAGUUUGUUUUGCUUGUGUUGAUGCUGAGGAAUUCCGCUUGGCUCAAAUAUGUGCUCUGAAUAUAAUUAUCCAGGUGGAUGACCUGGAAGAGGUCAGUGAAUAUUAUCAGAACAGAGGCUGCUUCAAUGAGUUAAUUUCCCUCAUGGAGAGUGGUCUUGGUUUGGAACGUGCACACAUGGGCAUAUUUACAGAAUUGGGAGUCUUAUAUGCUAGAUAUAGACCAGAAAAACUUAUGGAACACAUUAAACUUUUCUCAACUCGAUUAAACAUUCCCAAGCUUAUACGUGUUUGUGAUGAGCAACACCACUGGAAAGAGCUAACAUAUUUAUAUAUACAGUAUGAUGAAUUUGAUAAUGCAGCUACCACUAUUAUGAACCAUUCUCCUGAUGCAUGGGAUCAUAUGCAGUUCAAAGAUGUUAUUGUUAAAGUUGCAAAUGUUGAGCUCUAUUAUAAAGCUGUGCAUUUCUACUUGCAAGAACAUUCUGACCUUAUUAAUGAUGUGUUGCAUGUGCUAGCACUUCGUGUGGACCACACUCGUGUUGUAGAUAUUAUGCGAAAGGCUGGCCACUUACAUCUUGUGAAGCCAUAUAUGGUUGCUGUUCAAAGCAACAAUGUGGCUGCUGUCAAUGAAGCUCUAAACGAGAUUUAUGUUGAGGAGGAAGACUAUGACAGAUUACGUGAAUCAGUUGAUUUGCAUGACAACUUUGAUCAGAUCGGCCUUGCACAAAGGAUUGAAAAACAUGAACUUCUUGAGAUGCGGAGAAUUGCUGCUUAUAUCUAUAAGAAAGCUGGAAGAUGGAAGCAAUCCAUUGCACUGUCCAAGAAAGACAAACUUUAUAAAGAUGCAAUGGAGACAUGUUCUCAGUCCGGUGACCGUGAACUUUCAGAAGAUUUGCUUGUUUAUUUUAUUGAACAGGGAAAGAAAGAAUGCUUUGCUUCUAGCCUCUUCAUUUGUUAUGACUUGAUCCGUCCUGAUGUUGCUCUUGAACUUGCCUGGAUGAACAAUAUGAUUGAUUUUGCUUUCCCAUACCUGCUACAGUUUAUUCGUGAGUAUACUAGUAAAGUUGAUGAGCUCAUAAAACAUAAGAUUGAGGCACAAAAUGAGGAGAAAACUAAAGAAAAGGAAGAGAAGGAUUUGGUUGCACAGCAGAAUAUGUACGCACAAUUGCUGCCUCUUGCAUUGCCAGCCCCGCCUGGUAUGGGAGGUCCAGCCAUGGGAGGAGCUUACGGACCCCCACCAGUUCCACCAAUGGGAGCUAUGGGAAUGCCUCCCAUGCCACCAUUUGGCAUGCCUGCUAUGGGGAGUUACUGAGGAUUUUGGUGACGCCUUGUAAACUCGGAAGUUAGAAUGUACUUGUAGAUGUUGGGAGGGUGUUGAUGAAAUCAGCAGUCGAAGUCUUUUGCUGUUGAUGUUAGUGUUUUCAUGCAUUUCUUAUUCUUUCUUGAAGCAGUGAUUGACUGCGAUUGAGUCUAAACUCAGGCUUUUGUAUGAUCGUUAUAUGGAGUGGUUGCUGUAUUUUGUAUAGGAUCUCUUCACGCAGAGUAAACUAUUGUUUUCUUUUCA
Zingiber officinale is the source of this 5542-nucleotide messenger RNA. RefSeq names its product clathrin heavy chain 1-like. Gene Ontology annotation, biological process: receptor-mediated endocytosis; intracellular protein transport. Gene Ontology annotation, molecular function: clathrin light chain binding; structural molecule activity. The record is from RefSeq and is a predicted model, not a curated record. NCBI's taxonomy places the organism in Eukaryota, Viridiplantae, Streptophyta, Magnoliopsida, Zingiberales, Zingiberaceae. Gene Ontology annotation, cellular component: clathrin complex; clathrin coat of trans-Golgi network vesicle; Golgi apparatus. The transcript is spliced from 30 exons. The coding region runs from base 173 to 5290 and encodes 1705 amino acids.